AUGGCCACCACUGAAGCUGCUGCUGCUGCUGCCCCCGCCGCCCCGGCCACCGAGGCCAACGGCUCCAAGCCCCAGCACCAGCGACCCCCGCCCAACCCCGACGCCGUAGAGAUUGUCAAGCAGUCCGGCGGAAAGCCCGACGCCGCCGACAACACUGCAAAGCUCGACGCCAUCAGCAAGCAGAUUGAAAAGGUCCAGAAGGAGCUCAACCAGGUCCGAUCGCUCCUCUCGGGCGCCGGCCCUUCCAAGGACUCGCCCGCCGGACAGCGCCGUGCCCAGCUGCGCAGCGAGCUCGACGAGCUGAGGAACAAGCAGGCCGGCAACAAGGGAUCCCGCGGCAAGGUGCUCGACGACCUCCGCGCCCUCCAGGAUGGCAUCGCCAAGAAGGUCAAGGACCUCCAGGCCGCGAAGUCCAAGGCUCCCUACAAGACGGUCGAAGACGUCGACGACCGCAUCCGACGCCUCGACCAGCAGGUCGAGGCCGGCAGCAUGAAGCUCGUCGACGAGAAAAAGGCGCUCGCCGAAAUCUCGCAGCUGAAAAAGGGCCGCCGCAACGUCGAGGCGCUCGCCUCGCAGCAGGCGUCGAUCGACUCGGACCGCGCCAAGGUCGACCAGCUCAAGGCGACGCUCGACGACCCAGAGAGCAAGGCGCUCAACAAGCGCUACGACGAGAUCAAGGCCGAGCUCGACGAGAUCCAGAAGGAGCAGGAGAAGCAGUCGGGAUCGCGCGGAAAGCUCCUCGACCAGCGCACCGCCCUCUCGGCGCAGCUCGACGACCUCUUCCAGCAGCGCCGCGACCGCCAGGCCGCCUUCCGCGCCGCCAACGACCACUUCUACCAGAAGCUCAACGCCGAGCGCGAGCGGAGGAUGGAGAAGCAGCGCGCCGAGAGGCAGGCCGCCGAGGAGGCCAAGCGCAAGGAGAUUGAGCAGCAGAUGCGCGAGGACGCCGCGCUGCCCGCCUUUGCAAAGGAGAUUGAGGACUGCGACGUGCUCAUCAACUACUUUAGCUCAAAGGCCGGCGCCAACGCCGCCAAGGCCGAGUCGGCCAAGGCGGACCAGGCCGCCGCCGCCGCCGCCGCCACUUCGAACCCCGUCGGCGGCAAGGCGCUCAACAUCCGCCAGGUCAACGCCGACGACAUGGUGCCCAAGGGAGCCGUUCUCAAGAAGAAAGACGACGAGGCCGAGUCGUACUUUGUCGGCAGCGGGUCCAAGUCGAAGAAGAACAAGAAGCAGAACAAGCGCGGCACGCCCCUCAACCUGGGCGGAACCGACGAAAACAACGGCAGCACCACCAACGGCGCGGCGGCAUCACCGUCGUCGGCGGGGGCAGCGGCGACGGCAGGCGGAGCGCUGCACGUGCCGCUCGGCACCCUCUCUGCGCUCCUUAGCCUCUCGAUCCCGCCGCCGGCCAACGCGGCCGACGUGGGCCGCGUCGUCGAGAACCUCAAGCUCAAGCGCGAGUACUUUGUCUCGAACCAGCAGCGCGUCACGCGCGAAAACAUUGAAAAGGUCGAGCGCAUCCUGGCAAAGUCGAGCAUCAAGGACCAGCCCGCCGCCGGCGCUGCAGGCGACAGCGUCGAGGAAAAGGACAAGACGGCCGACGCCGUCGAGGCCUAG
Pseudozyma flocculosa PF-1 is the source of this 1617-nucleotide messenger RNA. RefSeq lists its product as uncharacterized. The record is from RefSeq and is a predicted model, not a curated record. Gene Ontology annotation, molecular function: mRNA binding. Gene Ontology annotation, cellular component: endoplasmic reticulum; ribonucleoprotein complex; nuclear outer membrane-endoplasmic reticulum membrane network. NCBI's taxonomy places the organism in Eukaryota, Fungi, Basidiomycota, Ustilaginomycetes, Ustilaginales, Ustilaginaceae. The transcript is spliced from 2 exons. The coding region runs from base 1 to 1617 and encodes 538 amino acids. Gene Ontology annotation, biological process: intracellular mRNA localization.